Molecule: messenger RNA, 1816 nt
Organism: Abrus precatorius (Indian licorice)
Lineage: Eukaryota; Viridiplantae; Streptophyta; Magnoliopsida; Fabales; Fabaceae
Product: DDB1- and CUL4-associated factor 13
Exons: 17
Coding region: 95-1453 (452 amino acids)
Biological process (GO): maturation of SSU-rRNA from tricistronic rRNA transcript (SSU-rRNA, 5.8S rRNA, LSU-rRNA)
Cellular component (GO): nucleolus; small-subunit processome
Molecular function (GO): protein binding
Source: RefSeq, a predicted model, not a curated record
GGGUUUUUCACUCCAAGCUCUUUGCAGCUUCGGAAUUUGGAGGUUAAGAAGCGAAACAGAGUGGUCUCUCUUUCUACGUGUGCUUCUGCAGACAAUGAAGGUCAAAGUUAUAUCACGCUCAGUUGAUGAGUUCACCCGAGAACGAAGCCAAGACCUUCAGAGGGUGUUCCGGAAUUACGAUCCUAGCCUUCGUCCUCAAGAGAAGGCGGUGGAGUAUGUGCGUGCUCUUAAUGCAGUGAAGUUGGACAAGAUUUUUGCAAGACCAUUCAUAGGAGCCAUGGAUGGACAUAUAGAUGCUGUUUCGUGUAUGGCAAAGAAUCCUAGUCAGUUGAAAGGGAUAUUCUCUGGUUCAAUGGAUGGAGAAAUUCGUCUCUGGGAUUUGGCUUCAAGACGAACAGUUUGUCAGUUUCCAGGUCACCAAGGUGCAGUAAAAGGCUUGACAGCAUCUACAGAUGGACGCAUUCUUGUGUCAUGUGGGACUGAUUGCACUAUCAGACUCUGGAAUGUUCCUGUUAAUACUCUUAUGGAGUCAGGUGACUCAGCUAAGAGCACUGUUGAGCCAGCAAGUGUUUAUGUUUGGAGGAAUGCAUUUUGGGCUGUUGAUCACCAGUGGGAUGGUGAGGUUUUUGCCACAGCUGGCGCUCAAGUAGAUAUAUGGAAUCACAACAGGUCUCAGCCAGUAAACACUUUUGAAUGGGGAACAGAUACUGCAAUUUCUGUUCGGUUUAAUCCUGGAGAACCAAAUCUCUUGGCAGCCACAGCUAGUGACCGGAGCAUAAUUCUGUAUGAUUUACGUAUGGCUUCCCCUGUGAGGAAAAUGAUAAUGAUGACCAAAACCAAUUCUAUAUCUUGGAACCCGAUGGAACCCAUAAAUUUUACAGCUGCAAAUGAAGAUGGAAACUGCUAUAGCUAUGAUUCGAGGAAGUUGGAUGAAGCCAAAUGUGUUCACAAAGAUCAUGUUUCUGCAGUGAUGGAUAUUGACUACUCACCAACUGGACGAGAAUUUGUCACUGGAUCUUAUGAUAGAACAGUGAGAAUUUUCCAGUAUAAUGGUGGUCACAGCAAGGAGAUUUAUCAUACUAAGAGAAUGCAAAGGGUAUUCUGUGUCAAGUUCAGCGGUGAUGGAAGUUACGUGAUAUCAGGAAGUGAUGACACUAACCUCAGGCUUUGGAAGGCUAAAGCAUCAGAACAACUUGGAGUGAUUCUCCCAAGGGAACGGAAGAUGCAUGAGUAUCAUGAGGCCAUAAAGAAACGCUACAAGCAUCUCCCUGAAGUUAACCGUAUAGCAAGGCAUAGGCACUUGCCAAAACCGAUAUUUAAAGCUGCUGCUUUGAUGCGUGUUAUAGCGGAUGCUAGGAAAAGAAAGGAAGAGAAGAGGAAAGCUCACAGUGCCCCCGGGAGUGUUACAACACAGCCAUUACGGAAACGAAGAAUUAUCAAGGAAGUUGAGUAGAGUUUUUCUGAGCCGAUACUGGAAAAGGAUCCAGCAAAUAUUUAUGAGCUGGAAAGUGUUGUUACAUUAAUGUCAGCAUACAGUUUGUGCAACGUUCUACUUCCGAGUGUGCCUUCGUCCUCAGCUGAUUUCUUAGGCAAAUGGAUGUACCUUGGCUGGGGUAACCGAAUUGCACGUGGAAGUAUGACAUCCUGUCAUGUACGUAACUGAUUUAUUAAAUGAAUAGGUUGUGAUUUUCCUUGGUAGGAUCGGUUCAGUCCCAAUGCAACAAAUUCAUAUAUAAAUUUUCAAUUCAAUUUUUUAUUUAACAUGGUAGUUUUUCUUGUUUAUGAUACAUAUCAAUUUUUAUAUUGUUUCUUCAGG